UAGAGAUCCCCCCUAAUCCCACAUUAUAAUCUCUACCACCCCCGACGCAAAAGCUAAAACCCCACACAAUCCCAAUCCCCCUCUUCCCCCGCCACCAUCUUUUCCUUGCUCCCAACUCCAAGAAAUUAAUUAAACCCCCCGAUCUCGUCUUCGGACUUCUCAUUCAUUUUUCGCUUGCUUGUUCAAUCAAAAGUAAAAGCAGAAGCAAAAGCAAAAGCAAAAGCCAUGGGGACGUUGGUGGGACACGUUGCGCCCGGUGUCGGAUUUCUAGUAAUCGGUCUGUGGCAUCUUUUCAAUCACAUCAGGCUCUACGCGGUGCGCCCCGGGUCGUACCGUGCGCGGCCGUGGUUCCCCGCGCCGCUCGCUCGGUACCUGGAGCCGGCGCUGAUAAUCGCCGGCUCGCUCGCCUCGAUCGCGAUGGAGCUGUUCAUCGGCCCGGAGGCCCACCAGCCGUUCGACUCCGACGGCUCCAUCCCCUCCAACCACCUCCACAACUUCGAGCACGCGUCCAUCUCCCUCUCCCUCCUCCUCUACGCCGCCUUCGCCAUCCACCUCGACCGCGACCGCAACCGCCGCCGCUCGUCGACGACGACGACGACGCACGGCGCGGCUCGGUCGCUCGCGCGCGACGCGCUGACGCUGCUCCUCGCGGCGGCGGCGCUGGCGCAGGAGCUGCUCAUCUUCCACCUGCACUCGGCCGACCACAUGGGCGUGGAGGGGCAGUACCACUGGCUCCUGCAGUGCGUCGUCGCCGUCUCCCUCGCCACCACGCUCCUCGGCAUCGCGCACCCGGCGAGCUUCGCGGUCGCCUUCGUGCGCUCCGUGAGCCUCGUCCUCCAGGGGGUGUGGUUCGUGGCCAUGGGCGUGAUGCUGUGGACGCCGAGCCUGAUCCCCAAGGGCUGCUUCUUGAACUACGAGGAAGGGCACCACGUGGUGCGCUGCCGCGACCCCGACGCGCUCGGCCGCGCCAAGUCGCUCGUCAACCUGCAGUUCAGCUGGUACGUGUCGGCCACCGCCGUGUUCGCCGUCGCCGCCUUCCUGUUUAUAACCAAAUUGUACCCGGAAGAGCCCGACUACGUCCCCCUCGUUAAGGCCGCGGACGAGGACGACGACGAUUUGGAGGCGCAGAAGCUCGCGGAGUCGCAGAGCUUCGCGCGCAUGCGCGACGGCAUGAAGCCCAUAGAGCUCGAGAGGUAAAAUUGUGUUGGAGAUUUAUUUUUCUCGACUAUAUAUCGUUUUAAUUUUCCGUCGGUUAAAUUAGAAUUUUUAUUUUAAUAAAAUAAAAAAUUCCUAAUUUAAUUGAUUAAAAAUUUUAAGCAAGGUGUUGUUAACAAAAAUAAACAGAAUAUUUUCAGAAUGGUCUAUAGUUGAGGUGGAUCUCUAUGCAAUUUUACCAAUGUUUCUUUUUUUUUUUUUUUAAUUGAAUCUUUCUUCUAUGGGGUUGUCUUUAAUUAGUUGUGGAUUAGGUGGAAAUGUGUAAUUAAUUAGUGAAGUGUUUAGAUGUUGUGGUGGGAAAACCCUUUAAUGGGAAAACCCUUUUUACGGUUUGAAUUUGGAUGUGUAUAAUAGUAUAGUACACUGAGAAGGAUGUGCUUCUGAUGUUGUGGUGUAAUUGUUGGAUGGUUUGGUAGGUGGGGCUUUUCUUCUUUUUAGUUGUGGUUUGCACAGUUGCACUCA
This is a messenger RNA of Ananas comosus (pineapple), 1677 nucleotides long. RefSeq lists its product as uncharacterized. The coding region runs from base 226 to 1197 and encodes 323 amino acids. The record is from RefSeq and is a predicted model, not a curated record. NCBI's taxonomy places the organism in Eukaryota, Viridiplantae, Streptophyta, Magnoliopsida, Poales, Bromeliaceae. The transcript has a single exon.